GGGGCGGGGCUGGGCCCAGGUAGAGCGGCCCAGCGGCCGGCGCGGCGGACGGGAUGAGGCGCUGCAGUCUCUGCGCUUUCGACGCCGCCCGGGGGCCCCGGCGGCUGAUGCGCGUGGGCCUCGCGCUGAUCCUGGUGGGCCACGUGAACCUGCUGCUGGGGGCCGUGCUGCACGGCACUGUCCUGCGGCACGUGGCCAAUCCCCGCGGCGCUGUCACGCCAGAGUACACCACGGCCAAUGUCAUCUCCGUCGGCUCGGGGCUGCUGAGCGUUUCCGUGGGACUUGUGGCUCUCCUGGCGUCCAGGAACCUUCUUCGCCCUCCACUGCACUGGGCCCUGCUGGUACUAGCUCUGGUGAACCUGCUCUUGUCCGCUGCCUGCUCUCUGGGCCUCCUCCUUGCUGUGUCACUCACUGUGGCCAACGGUGGCCGCCGCCUUAUUGCUGACUGCCACCCAGGACUGCUGGAUCCUCUGGUACCACUGGAUGAGGGGCCGGGACAUACCGACUGCCCCUUUGACCCCACAAGAAUCUAUGAUACAGCCUUGGCUCUCUGGAUCCCUUCUUUGCUCAUGUCUGCAGGGGAGGCUGCUCUAUCUGGUUACUGCUGUGUGGCUGCACUCACUCUACGUGGAGUUGGGCCCUGCAGGAAGGAGGGACUUCAGGGGCAGAUAGACCUCAUCUGAUCAUUUCAAGGCGUGAACAGAACAUAAAGGCUGGCUCCUUCCCAAGUUAGAGAGAAUUCUUCCUGUUUGACUGCCUUUAAACGGGGACACUGGCUUCUUCCUGCCUUCAGAUUUGAACUGAAACAUCAGCUCUUCCUGGGACUCAAGCUUGCUGGCCUUCAAACAGGAACUACACCAUCAGUUCUCCUGGGUUUUCAGUUUGCCAGUUCACCUGCAGAUCUUGGGCCUUGUCUAUCUUCAUAACUGCAUGAGCCACUUCCUUUUAAUAAAUCUCUUUAUGUACACGUACACACAUAUACCUAUAGUCAUGCAUUGUCUAAUGAUGGGUAUGUUCUGAGAAAUAUGUCCUUAGGGGAUUUCAUCAUUAUGUAAACAUCACAGCACAAACCUAGAUGGUAUAGUCUACUAUACAUCAAGGUAGAGGUUGCGUAGAACUUAUUGCUCCUAGGCUACAAACCUGUACAGCACACUUCUGUACUGACUACUGUAGGCAACCAUAACACAAUGGUAAGUAUUUGUAUACUGAAACCUAUCUAAGGCCAGGCGUGGGAUCAUCUCAAGUGAUCCACCCACCUCAGCUUCCAAAGUGCUACAAUUAUAGGCGUGAGUCACCACACCCACCCAUGUGGUCUACUGUUGACCAAAACGUUGUUAUAUAGCAUAUGACUGUAUAUAUCCUGCUGGUUUCUCCAAUACAGUAUGUCUUAUUAUUUGUGACACAUACUGGCCUGGCUUAAUUUGCUGGAGGCUUCUUUUCAGGAAAUGUUGGGUGGGGGAGAUGGAGCCCAUGCUUUUUUCAUGUUCCCUGUCUGGCCAGUUCCUGUGCAUGGAGUUGCCCUUCUAGCUCCUGUCUAAGU
Molecule: messenger RNA, 1540 nt
Organism: Chlorocebus sabaeus (green monkey)
Lineage: Eukaryota; Metazoa; Chordata; Mammalia; Primates; Cercopithecidae
Gene: KRTCAP3
Product: keratinocyte associated protein 3
Source: RefSeq, a predicted model, not a curated record